Leguminivora glycinivorella is the source of this 883-nucleotide messenger RNA. RefSeq names its product pre-mRNA-splicing factor SPF27 (gene BCAS2). The coding region runs from base 106 to 843 and encodes 245 amino acids. The record is from RefSeq and is a predicted model, not a curated record. Gene Ontology annotation, biological process: mRNA processing. NCBI's taxonomy places the organism in Eukaryota, Metazoa, Arthropoda, Insecta, Lepidoptera, Tortricidae. The transcript is spliced from 5 exons. Gene Ontology annotation, cellular component: Prp19 complex; catalytic step 2 spliceosome; precatalytic spliceosome.
UUGUUGAUUGAUUGUUGACAUGCAGUAAAGUGCAUCGUAUCUUUGAAAUUAAAUUAAGGACUAAAACAUUAAAGUGAAUUAUUAAUGAUAUACAAAUUGUGAAAAAUGGCAGGUGAAGUUAUAGUGGAUGCAUUACCGUAUAUUGACCAGGGAUACGAUGAUCCAGGAGUUCGAGAAGCGGCACUUUCUAUGGUAGAAGAAGAAUGCCGUCGCUACAGGCCAACUAAAAACUAUCUUGAAAACGCUGGACCAGAACCUAGCACGGCAUUUGAAACUGCAGCUCUACAGAGAGAGAUGGAAAGAGUACAACAGCGGUUGCCAAUGGAACCCUUAUCUAUGAAAAGGUACGAGUUGCCUCCACCACCCGCUGGCCGUCUCGGUGAGCCGGCAGCUUGGGCAGAGUCCGUAGACAACUCGCAUGCACAGCUCUCACACCAGGCCACUCGAGUGUUGAAUCUUGAACUGCAGCUGCACUAUGGGGCAGAGUCCUGGCGCUCUUAUCUCAAUACUCUCCAAGCACUUGUCACUAGUGCGCAAAAUGUGCAUACUAAUUUAAGAAAGCAGAUAGCUGCGGUGAACUGGGAGCGCAAACGGUCGCAGACGGCGAGCGGCACGCGGCUGCGCGCACUCCGCCGACGCUGGGCGCAGCUCGUGUCGGACAACUACCGCCUCGAGCGCGCGCUGCUGCAGCUAGAUAUACAGCUUCAGAAGGCCCAAGGACAGGCGACGGCUGAUGACGGUGAACCUGCUGAUCUGGACGCGGUUAAAAUGUUGCCUGACAAGCUCAAUUCAGAGUCUGAAAAAGAAGUACAAAAGAAGAUUGAAGACAUGUUUGCAGAUUAGAAUAAGAUACUGUCUAAUAUUAAAUAAAUGAGUAAUUAUA